Messenger RNA from Aspergillus ibericus CBS 121593, 1373 nucleotides. RefSeq names its product A4/G1 family peptidase. The record is from RefSeq and is a predicted model, not a curated record. NCBI's taxonomy places the organism in Eukaryota, Fungi, Ascomycota, Eurotiomycetes, Eurotiales, Aspergillaceae. The transcript has a single exon. Gene Ontology annotation, biological process: proteolysis. Bases 330 to 1151 code for a protein of 273 amino acids. Gene Ontology annotation, molecular function: glutamic-type endopeptidase activity.
UAUAAAAAUAGGUCUCUUGAUCGCUAGUGAAACGGCCAAUUGAGCAUUCGUGGAUCCUCUUGGUUAUACCCUUCAUGACGUACGUCGCCCACACCUGCCAGUGAUGGAGUCAUGUUCCUAUGGCGCAAGUAGAUCCAGAUGUCUGCUAUUGAGAAUCUUCCUAAUCUGGCGAUAAGUAGAGGUCAUCCGCAUGCGACUUCGCAGAUCAUAAGUGGGAUAUAAUAAAGCCGUGCGUCCACGGCCCUGCGGGACAGACCUGCUAUCUCCCGCCUCUCUGUUUCGCUAUACCCACUCUCAAAUUGUGUUCCUUUCGUUUCUGGCCGUUCACGAUGAAGUUUGCAAGUUACAUUUUAACGACCGCCUCACUUGCUGGCAGUGUCCUGGCUGCCCCCCGCAGUGGGCUGGCGGACAGAAUCCGAGCCCGGUCACUCUCCCGUCAGUCUCGCCCUCUAGCACCAGUUCCAGGUGAUAAAAACUCCGAGGAAUACAGACUAGCCGGAGCCUCCUCGACUGUCACAUACAGCAGCAACUGGGCGGGCGCUGUGCGUGAGCAACCACCUCCACAAGGUACAUAUUCAGCUGUGACAGCAACCUUCCGUGUACCAGAACCCACGGGGACGGCUCAAUCUGGCACGCAGGCAGGGUCGGCCUGGGUCGGAAUCGAUGGCGACACGUAUAGCGCCGCAAUCCUCCAAACAGGGAUUGACUUCUAUGUGGACAACGGGCAGACGUACAAUGACGCCUGGUUCGAAUGGUACCCGGACUAUGCAUACGACUUCAGUCUUGAGGUGAACACUGGAGACAUCAUUGUGGCCAAGGUGGAAGCUCUCUCCCCUAGUCAGGGCGUAGCUACGAUUCAAAAUCUUUCGACGGGGAAGAAAGCGACGCAGACAAUCACCGCGCCUGCUGCGACGGCGACGCUUGGUGGUCAGAAUGCCGACUGGAUCGUGGAAGACUUCCAAGCAGGGGACUCAAUGGUUUCGCUAGCAGACUUCAGCGAGGUCAGGUUCUGGGGAGCGCAAGCUGAGGGAGGAGGGUCCACCUGGGGAGUGAAAGAUGCAUCGAUUGUCGAACUCAAGCAGGGCAACCAAGUGUUGACGGAGGUGGACGUGCAAAGUGAUUCGGCCUUCACUGUGAAGUAUACAAGUUGAUGUGAGAUGCCUGGUUGGUUUUCUCUUUCAUUGGAUCAUUUAUUUGUGGCGUGUGAAUUUGAUGUUGAAUAUUUCACAACACUUUAUAUGAUGGCCAGGCUGUACUUUGGUUGCUGAUCUGCGGGUCUCGGCUAUUUGGGCGGAAGAAGGCUAUAUGCGCCUCGGAUAGUACAUCGCCGCAUUCUAUGACCGCAUGUCUUCUUGACCUGCUUUAUAUAUAUC